Eimeria tenella is the source of this 1389-nucleotide messenger RNA. RefSeq lists its product as uncharacterized. Lineage: Eukaryota; Apicomplexa; Conoidasida; Eucoccidiorida; Eimeriidae. The record is from RefSeq and is a predicted model, not a curated record. Gene Ontology annotation, molecular function: protein binding; transcription cis-regulatory region binding. Gene Ontology annotation, cellular component: nucleus. Gene Ontology annotation, biological process: regulation of transcription by RNA polymerase II. The transcript has 4 exons. The coding region runs from base 1 to 1389 and encodes 462 amino acids.
AUGCAAACAGCAGCAGCAGGAGCAACAGAGCCCGCAGCCCACGCUGCGGCUGCAGCAGCAGCAGAGGCGAGCGCAGCGCAACAGGUAGCGCCAGCAGCAACAGACGCAGCAGCAGCAACAGCAAGAACUGCAAGGGCAGCACCAGCAACAAUCGCAGCCGCAGCGCCAGCGGAUGCAGCUUCUGCCGCAGCAGAAGCACCGUCAAACGCAGCAACAGCAGCGACUGCAGCAGCAGAUGCAGCAAACGCAGCAGCAGCAGCAGCAACAAAUCCUGUGAUGUCUGUUUGCUUCGACCCGCGCCUGCAGCGUCUAAGGGUGGUGGGGCGGCAGCAGCAUUUCAAGGUAACGAGGGACCUUCUAACAGCUAGCCUAAGCAUCCAGCAGCAGAAACAGCAGCAGCAGCAGCAGCAACAGCAGCAGCAGAAACAGCAGCAGGAGGAGCAAAAACAGCAGCAGGACGCUCAGGCGGCAGUCUCGUCGAGGAGCGAGCAGCAGCAACAGCAGGAACAAGCCGAAGGAGCGACAACAGCAGCAGCAACACCGCAAGCAGCCGCAGCAGCAACAGCAGCAGCAGCAGCAGAUGAAGCAGGGCAUUUUUGGGAACUCGAUUUAUCUCGCAAUGUCUUGACAGAAUUUGACUGGGGCGUAGCAGCAGCAGCGCUGCAGCAGCACGGCUUCUUCUCGCUUCCCGCAGCAGCACCGCCUCCAGCAGCAGCAGCAGCAGCAGCAGCAGCAGACAGACUCUGGUGUCUGUGUCUCUCUGCUAAUGAACUCACGCGGCUGCCCAGCUUCUCGGGAGGCCCCCCGCUGCAGCAGCUGCGGGAGCUGCGGCUGAACUACAACAAAAUUGCUGCUCUAGAUAACCUUAGCAGCAGCAGCAGCAGCAGCAGCGGGGCCCCCGCAGCAGCAGCAGCAGCAGCGGGGGACUUUGUGGGGUUGCUUCCGCAGCUCGAGGUGUUGGAUCUGAAAUACAACAGACUAAAGACAAUUAAAGGAUUAAAACAAAUACUCAACAACCACCCGACGCUAAGGACUCUUUCUGUAGGCUGCAACAGAAUCUGCUGCUUGCCAGCAGCAGAUAUGCCGCUGCUGCCUUCGCUCACUUCCUUUUCUUUAUUUGACAAUGCUGUGGGGGCCGAGCAGCAGCUGCAGCAGGAUCAGCAGCAGCAGGAGGAGCAGCAGCAGGAGCAGCAGCAGCAGCAGGAGCAGCAGGAGGAGCAGCAGCAGCAGCAUGAGGCGCUCUUUUCCGUUAUCAACACACUGAACUGUUGUCUACCGAUUCUGGAGGAGCUUUACCUAUUGGGAAACCCAAUUGCAGAUCUUGUGGACCAACGGGAAACGCGCCUUCACGCGCAAACAAAAGGCGACUUCAAAAACGCCACAACUUGA